This is a messenger RNA of Fomitiporia mediterranea MF3/22, 1923 nucleotides long. RefSeq lists its product as uncharacterized. The record is from RefSeq and is a predicted model, not a curated record. Lineage: Eukaryota; Fungi; Basidiomycota; Agaricomycetes; Hymenochaetales; Hymenochaetaceae. Gene Ontology annotation, molecular function: metal ion binding; nucleotide binding; hydrolase activity, acting on ester bonds. The coding region runs from base 1 to 1923 and encodes 640 amino acids. Gene Ontology annotation, biological process: nucleotide catabolic process. The transcript is spliced from 9 exons. Gene Ontology annotation, cellular component: cytosol.
AUGCUCGGGUCCACACCUGCUCGUCUCGUACUCUUCUUAUCGGUAUUCGCGACUGCCGUAAGUGCUUGUGGCGACCAUUUGCAAGCUCGCGGACACACGUAUGGAUAUGCUAAACGCGAUAACGCAUCGCCGAUAACUCCGCCUACGCGUCCACUUGUCUGGGGAGAGCUCAAUGUCAUCCAUACGACGGACUCUCACGGCUGGCUUCUUGGACACCAGAAGGCUUCACCGCCCGAGCCAAAUUAUUCGGCGGAUUUUGGUGACUUUGCAUCGUUCGUCAGCCAUAUGAAGGAGAUCGCAGAGGAGAAGGGUGUGGAUUUACUUCUUGUCGACUCGGGUGAUUUGCAUGAUGGGACGGGCCUUUCGGAUGGUUUUCCACCCGGCGGUGUCGAUGCGCAUGACUCGAACCAGUUCAUUAAACAACUUCCCUAUGACCUUCUCGCAAUCGGGAAUCAUGAGCUGUACAUAUACAACAAUACACUGGAUAUGCACACAGACUUCGCACCGCACUGGAAUGGCCGAUACCUCUCCUCAAAUGUCAAUAUCACUAUCCCUUCCAGCUCCGACGCUUCACAAAAUGUCAGCGUGCCUGUAGGCGAGAGAUUUGCGAAGUUCACAACUGCACUGGGAAAGAAGGUUACAAGUCUUGGCGUUUUAUUCGAUUUUACAGGCAACGAUGACGGAACGACGGUCCAGAAGGUUGAAGAUAUGGUUAAGGAACAAUGGUUUGCGGAGGCGAUCGCGGAAGAACCUGAUCUGUUCCUUCUCGCUGGACAUAUGCCUGUUUCGAAGGAUAAUUGGCCGACGGUAUUCAAUGCCAUUCGCGCAGUGCACCCGCAGACGCCGAUUUUGAUCUUUGGAGGUCAUACACAUAUCCGCGACUGCACUCAGUUCGAUGGACGCUCGAUGGCGCUUGAGAGUGGGAGGUAUAUGGAGACUGUUGGUGUGAAUUUCAGUGAGAUUUCGUCGACUGGGAACCUGUCUUUCUCUCGUCGAUACCUUGAUACAAACAGGCUCACAUACGAAUUCCAUACUGGUCGGAGCAACAAUAGCUUUGAUACCCCUAAUGGACUUGAUAUGUCCGAAGGUCUGAGGGAGCUCGCGGAGAGAUUUGACUUAAACUUCACGUUUGGAACCGCACCGCAGGACUAUACCAUUUCUCGGGAUCCGUAUCCGAGCAACGGGUCUUCACUGUCGCUUUUUAUCGAACAGGCCGUUCCAACAGCUCUCCAGUCAAACACGACGCAAACCGAUACCCCUGCGCUGUUCUUAGCCAACAGCGGGUCUCAGCGAUUUGACAUCUUCAAGGGUGUGUUCACGAAGAACGACCAGUUGACGGCCUCGCCGUUUCCUGAUGCAUUCUGGUUCGUGAGUGGGGUGGAGUAUGGAGUUGCGAAGCAAGUUGCUGGGAAGUUGAACGAAGAAGACGGCGCGGAUAGAAAAAAGAAGCGGAGUACUAGGAAGAGAAGGGAGUGGAUGAAGAAGUUGUACGAAAGGGGUGAGGUUGAGGCGAGGUAUAGGGCGUGGCUCGAGGAUAUGGAUCUACGGUACAGAGUUCUGUCGGACGAGUUGGAGAGGAGGGACGAUAAUGCUACCAUUGAGACGAUGGGAUACGUUACUACCGAUUUAUGUCCGGGCAUAGGCGACGACACCAUCCACACGCCAGCCCCAUUCUUUUCUUCUCCGGUCUAUAUCUCGUCACAAGAUUCCUCAACAGCCUUCCCUCCGGGCGUCUCAGACGACUCUACGUCAAUUGACUUGGUAUUCGUUGAUUUUAUAGCUACGGACGUUGUGGAUAUUUUAAACGAGAUCACUUCCGAGCAAGGCGGAGGAAGGACGUUCAAUGAGAGUGAUGUGGGCGUAUACGCGGGUUUGAAGGCUAAUGAAGUGCUGGGCGUGUUUGCGAGUGUUGCUUGGAAUUAA